Molecule: messenger RNA, 369 nt
Organism: Camellia sinensis
Lineage: Eukaryota; Viridiplantae; Streptophyta; Magnoliopsida; Ericales; Theaceae
Source: RefSeq, a predicted model, not a curated record
AUGUUACAAUUAUUAACAGAUGAAAUGCAGGUGCAUGAUUUUGGGAGGAAGAUACUAUUUUCAAAUGUAGAAGUAGAGAAAGAGACAGCCAAGAAGGGAUUCAUAGAGCUUGGUGACAAGCCAUACUUUGGAGGUGAAACCUUUGGCUUUUUAGACAUUGCUUUUGUCACCUUUUACAGCUGGUUUUACUCCUAUGAGACCUUUCGCAACUUCAGUAUAGAAUCAGAGUGCCCCAAGCUCAUUGCAUGGGCCAAGAGGUGCAUUGACAAAAAUGAGAGUGUUUCCAAGUCUCUUCCUCACCAACACAAGGUCUAUAAUUUUGUUCUAGAUUUACGCAAGAAGCUAACAGCAAGAACACAAGUAUGUUAA